Messenger RNA from Juglans regia (Persian walnut), 2785 nucleotides. RefSeq names its product probable serine/threonine-protein kinase WNK10. Lineage: Eukaryota; Viridiplantae; Streptophyta; Magnoliopsida; Fagales; Juglandaceae. Gene Ontology annotation, cellular component: cytoplasm. The coding region runs from base 605 to 2668 and encodes 687 amino acids. The record is from RefSeq and is a predicted model, not a curated record. Gene Ontology annotation, biological process: intracellular signal transduction; protein phosphorylation. Gene Ontology annotation, molecular function: protein serine/threonine kinase activity; ATP binding. The transcript has 7 exons.
GACCUUCUCUUACGCACCUCUCGCUACUUCAACCUCGUUUCCUCUCAUUCCCAACAACUUCCCCCCCGCCGUCCGCCCGCUCUGUCUCUAUCUCUGGCACAAACCCAUUUGGUUUAUGCUUUGUUUUCUGAUUUUUUUAAGAAGUCCAUUUGCACCUCAUUGAGUCAAUCCUUCUUUUUGGUUCCAACUUUUUUGGGCAUUGUUUUCUUUUUUCUUGGGGGGGAGUUUUUGGGGUGAAGAAAAUGAUAAUUAAGAGCUGGGUCCUGUUAGGAUUGAUGCGAGGAUAAGUAAAAUGCGUGGCAUGGAAGUUGGGGUUGUGAAUUCAGCUUCAGUUUCACCUUCGGCGGGUUCAUGGCCUCAAUCCUCUGUCCUCGAAUGGCGAUUCCACUCGCAGUCGGCAUUCGAGUCUUUCUGCAUUGCCUCCGAAGCCUUCUCAGAUCAUCUUCGUUGUCAAUUUUUUCUCGGGCUUGAUCUGCGGCCAUUGCUUUGAUUGUACGUGGAGGAAGAAGAAAAGAAAAGGCUAGAUUGCCUACAAUUGAAAACCAGGAGAGAAUAAAAUAUUUAAAUAUUUGUUGUUCUUCUAGGUGUUUUGGUCUUAGUAGGAAUGACUUCUGGUGCUGGAUUGUUGAUGCCACCGAAUACUGGAGUGUUUGGGACGAUGGCAGAGCUUCCCGAGUCCGUGGCGGACCAUUUAGAGAAGGAUCCGACCGGUCGAUACGUUCGGUACAAUGAAGUCUUGGGCAGGGGUGCUUUCAAAACUGUUUUUAAGGCAUUUGAUGAAGUUGAUGGAAUAGAAGUUGCUUGGAACCAAGUGAGGAUUGAUGAUGUUUUGCAGUCACCAGAAGAUUUGGAAAAAUUGUAUUCUGAAGUGCAUCUGCUGAAAUUGUUGAAACAUGAUAAUAUCAUCAAGUUCUAUAAUUCUUGGGUGGAUGAUAAAAAGAAAACUGUGAAUAUGAUAACUGAGCUGUUCACAUCUGGAAGCCUGAGACAAUAUCGUAAGAAGCAUAAAAAUGUGGAUAUAAAGGCCAUAAAGAAUUGGGCAAGGCAGAUUCUCCUAGGUUUAGUCUAUCUUCACGGUCACAAUCCACCUGUUAUUCACAGGGACUUAAAAUGUGACAAUAUUUUUGUUAAUGGAAAUCAUGGAGAAGUUAAGAUUGGAGACCUCGGAUUGGCACUUUUAAUGCAGCAACCUACUGCUCAAAGUGUGAUUGGGACUCCUGAGUUUAUGGCUCCUGAGCUAUAUGAAGAAGAAUACAAUGAACUUGUCGACAUAUAUUCAUUUGGGAUGUGCAUGUUGGAGAUGGUUACUUUUGAGUACCCAUACAGUGAAUGCAAAAACCCAGCUCAAAUCUAUAAGAAAGUUACCUCGGGCAUUAAACCUGCUGCACUCAAUAAGGUGAGUGAUCCCCAAAUUAAGGAAUUUAUAGAGAAAUGUCUGGUUUCAGUAUCUGAGAGACUGUCAGCAAAGGAGCUUCUCCAAGACCAUUUCCUCCGAGCUGAGAAUCCAAAGGAACCAAUUCGUGAUCCCUUACAGUUACCUGAUCAAAGUCUCAAAGCAAAUAGUUUACCCAAGUCCGGCCCUCAUUCCAUGGACAUAGAUUCUGACUAUAAGCAGCUAUCUUUAAGCACGUGUACAGGAAGCAACAAUGGUAGUCCAAGCUGUCCAGUUUUGGAAUUUCAGAGGAAAAAUAAGAACAAUGAAUUUAGGUUAAGAGGGAAGAAAAAUGAUGACAGCUCAGUAUCAUUGACCUUGCGUAUUGCAGACUCUUCUGGUCGAGUGAGGAAUAUACACUUCCUCUUUUAUCUUGAUACAGAUACUGCACUUUCAGUGGCUGGCGAGAUGGUUGAACAACUGGAGUUGGCAGAUCAUGAUGUGGCAUUCAUAUCUGAGUUUAUUGAUUACUUGAUCAUGAAACUUCUUCCUGGAUGGAAGCCAUCAUCUGAUUACUCCUCAAGUGGAGCAGUAACUCCAUGUGGCAUUUCCCCAGUCAUUGAAGAUGGAAAAACAUUAAUGACUUGUCAAUGGGAUUCAAUGCUAACUGGUGGUCCAGCUGGGUUGGUGGUUGAGCAAGAUGUUCUGUCUGAGUCAAGUAUGUGUCCUCAGGAUGGUGGAGUACAGGCUGAGGAAGGUAGCGUGUGCAAUAAUGCCGACAGUACCAUUUGCCAUGGCGACUAUAAUUCUUCUCCAGGUUUGGCUAAUUUCGAGGAUCAACAUUCACAAGCAUCAGUUGCUUCAGAUAUACUGGUGGAAGCAUCUUCAACCAAACAUGGAAACGCAGCUGAAUCUAUUGAUUGUAAUAUUGAUGAAAGUCACAAACGAUUAAGUUGGUCUUUCUCUGAACUAGAGCUUGGGGAUACAUAUUAUGAUGACUGCAGAUUCCAACGAAUGGAUAGCAGUGGCACAGAGUGCGUUGUGGAUGAAUUUUCAAAGACAUCAGAGUUGUCAUUUCCUGUUCUGAGUGGAAAAUCCAAAAUGAUGAGUUUAACAAGCAGCUGUUCGUCACUGUCCUUGGAAGACAAAGAUAUAGAUGUGGAGCUAAAGUUGGAACUUGAUGCAAUCGAGUCACAGUAUCAAAACUUGUUUCAGGAACUUUCUCAGAUGAGGGAAGAAGCAAUGGAGGCCACCAAAAGGCGAUGGAUGGCAAGGAAGAAACUGGCUGUCCAUUGAUUAAUAGCAUAUUACUGAGGUUUCCUCUCUGGAAAAGUUUGGCUCUAUAAAGUCAAACUAUCAUUACUUUUUGUAAUCUGAUCACUGUACUAUCAAAGUUAUCACUUUGCCCUCCAA